This is a messenger RNA of Dermatophagoides pteronyssinus (European house dust mite), 558 nucleotides long. RefSeq names its product partner of xrn-2 protein 1. Lineage: Eukaryota; Metazoa; Arthropoda; Arachnida; Sarcoptiformes; Pyroglyphidae. The record is from RefSeq and is a predicted model, not a curated record.
CGAAUGUUUUUUUUUUUUUUUUUGUAAAAUUAUUCGAUUUCUGCAAAAAAAAUUAGACUGUUCGAAUAACGAAAAAUCAAUUAUCAUUAAAAUUAGACUGAAAGCAUUUUCGUUUAAUCGUUUGAACAACAAGGAAAAACAAGUUGAAAAAAAAGGAAACCAAAUGUCAUCGAAUGAACAACAACAACAACAACAACAACAACAAUACUUUAAAGAUGAACAAGAGAUUGACCAAUAUCGUAAAGAUUGGGAGAUUGAAGAUCAUUGGCAAAUGAGAAAAAAUUUUAUGUUAGCUCAUUAUGAUCAUAUAGCUAAAGAUCGUCUUUUAUGUUAUGCACAACUUUAUGUCAACAUAGAAGUUCUACAAAACGAGUACGAUCAAGCAUUAAUGAAUGAAAUUAAAGCAUUGGCAUCGAAGAUACCUUUGGCUAAUUUAAAAUCAAAACAACAACAACAUUGAUUCGAAUAAUAAUAAUAAUGAGGUAAACAUGUUUACUGUAAAUGUUUGAAGAAAUCUAUGAAUAGAGUUCACCUUGAACUUGAUCUUAAGUCAUCGAA